ACUUCCGAAAUCUAUAAAGCAAAGGGAAGUUGUUGAAUGGAUGAAUAUUUGUGACAACGUUAGAACGAAAUUCUUUAACUCAAUUUUCUGCAACGGUGAGACUUUCCUGGACCAAAGCCUUUACACUGAAGAGGAUCGAACUUAUAGUGACGCCUAAAAGGUUCAUUAAUUAUUUAAUGGCUUGUCCUUUGGAACAGCAACGAGGAAGAUGUGACACACUUUUAACUAAUUCAUCAGGACGCAACAAAUGUGCAAUGCAGUCGGCAAAGAAACCAGUCUAACAUAUGGAAGCAGAAAAGACUAGAAAUAACAAGGUAUGAGUUGUGGCUUAUGUGUGAUUACUAAUUUUCUAAUUUCCUUUGGACAAACAAGCAAGAAGAUAUCUAAGUAUCACUAAAAAGUAAAACUUAUCUGAAGACGGUUAUUUUUUUUUUAAUUGAGGUCGAAUAACAUAUUCUUAAUUUCGUUAAAAUGACUAUAUAAUGGGUGUUGAUUUAGAAGGUUUCACUAGUAAAGGCCCAGUCUUUUGAAAAUCAGUUUUUGUAAACUAUCAAAUAUUUGGAGAAAAAAAAAUACAUUGACUUAAUUUUAAAAAGGCUUGCAUUUUAAUUAAUCAUAUAUAUACAUUCGUAAUCUUAUACUUAUUUUUCUUUUCCAUUUUACAAAACGCGAACAUUUGAAGAACAGAUGAAGAAACAGAAGAGGAACAUAUACAGAGAAGACACAGAUGGAGAGAACUGAAAGACAUGACAUGACUGACAAAUUACAAGGACUCUCACGGGAGAGCCAACAUCACGCGAGACAUGAUAGGUUCAUCCCAUCCUUCAUUCAUCAUCACCAAUCAUUUACUAAUUAUAAGAUUUAUUUCCAGGUUUCUAAACUUCUAAAAAAGGGCGUUUAUAAUUUACUUUACUAUGAUUUCAGAAUCAACUACAGAUAGUGUUAGAUGGAACUUGACGUCUGUUCCGGAGCGCCAUGAUGUUAGUUGUCUGUCCGAUUCCAUAUCCGUGUUUAUUCCAUCAGAUCUGUUGUCACAUUAUUAUUCGACAUGGCGUGAUCCUCACUGCCAAGUACAGGACAACGGUACCCAUUAUGUUUCGACCAUUUCACACACAUCGUGCGGAACAACCGUGAUCUUCACCAAGGAUGAAGUCAUAUUCGAGAAUGAACUAAUUCUACACAAAUCUGGAUCAUCAAGCAAUCAAGCAUUAACCAACAGCUCUAUCGACUUCGAUAGUCCUAAUUCUGAGGUAAUUCCGGUGCAGUGUAUCUAUCCUCGAAGACAAAAUAUAACAACUUUAUACAGACCUGCGCAGUCGCGAGUAAGGUUCUACGAAAAGCGAUAUGGGCACAUGGACGUUCAGCUAGAACAGUAUAAAACUGGCAAGUUUGUUACCCCUCUUCCAGUCCAUUCCUUCCCAAACGAAGUAGAAAUAAACAAGGAUAUGUAUUUCAUACUCCAUGCAAUGCAUGUUAAUUCGACAGAUGUGGCAGUAAAGGUGGACUCAUGUGUGGCAACACCGUCAAUUAUGCCGGCGGAUGGUCGAAUUUAUCAGCUUCUUGACCACGGUUGUCCAGCAUCCCCUGCAGUCAAAGUAUAUCCAUCAUCAUUUGAUGAAGUUAGGUUCAGUGUUCGAGCAUUUGAAUUCCGAACCAGUCCAGGUGGUAUUGUCUACAUUCACUGCCAAGUUUCAGUGUGUUCUCCUACAAAUCCACAGUGUGUCACUGGAUGUGCCCACAGACACCGCCGUGAUGUUUCCAAAGAGGACGGCGGUAGCCAUCUUGUAUCUGGGGGACCAUAUGUAUUAGUGGCGGAUAAAGGUGGUCUGCAAGUAUCAACAGUUGUAGCAGGUGUUUGUGCAAGUGUAGCUGUGGUUGCCACUGUAAUUGCUAUAAUUGGAUGGAAACGCAAGUCUAGUGCCUCAACUUCCGGUUCCACAUUUUAGAAAACAUUGGAAAACAACCAUAUCAGAACAAAACACUUUUUUGUGUGUUUUAUUUAUAUAAUCAGAGAACUCCAUGCAUAAUUCCUAAGUAAUUAGAAUAUAUGUGAUUAUCGAAACCCAGAACAUAACACAAAUCUUUUAUUUGUGAUAAAUUAUUUGUGAUUUUUAGAUUAAUUUCAGUCUAUUUACAAUUGAUUAGCUUUCAACCAGUAAUUACUUACAAAUUUCUGUUCAUUUUUUUAUAUUCAAAUAGUUUUGAUAAUGAUUUAAAGACUUAAUUGUGCUUAUGUUCAUAAUUUUAUAAAUUAAAGAAAAAAUGUUUUCAGAAA
Molecule: messenger RNA, 2275 nt
Organism: Mytilus californianus (California mussel)
Lineage: Eukaryota; Metazoa; Mollusca; Bivalvia; Mytilida; Mytilidae
Product: oncoprotein-induced transcript 3 protein-like
Exons: 6
Coding region: 915-1946 (343 amino acids)
Source: RefSeq, a predicted model, not a curated record